Suricata suricatta (meerkat) is the source of this 4464-nucleotide messenger RNA. RefSeq names its product sodium voltage-gated channel beta subunit 2 (gene SCN2B). Gene Ontology annotation, biological process: regulation of sodium ion transmembrane transporter activity; cardiac muscle cell action potential involved in contraction; membrane depolarization during cardiac muscle cell action potential. Gene Ontology annotation, molecular function: sodium channel regulator activity. Lineage: Eukaryota; Metazoa; Chordata; Mammalia; Carnivora; Herpestidae. The record is from RefSeq and is a predicted model, not a curated record. The transcript is spliced from 4 exons. Bases 231 to 878 code for a protein of 215 amino acids. Gene Ontology annotation, cellular component: membrane; voltage-gated sodium channel complex.
CUCCAUCUCCCUUUUUCUCUCUCCCUUACACACUCCCUCUCUCUUUUUAGCAGCAACAUAUAAGCCGGCCAUAUUAGAGAGAUGGAAAUAAAGCUUCCUUACUGUUGUGUGUGUCUUUGACGUACAUCUGUGCAUUUUUUUUAGCAUCUAACCAUUGCUCCCCUGUAGCCCUCGGCCCUUCAGAUCACCCUCCCCCACAUCCCGCCCGACUGACAUCUCAGUCUCUGAAAAUGCACAGAGAUGCCUGGCCACCUCGCCCUGCCUUCAGUCUCACGGGGCUCAGUCUCUUUUUCUCUUUGGUGCCGCCGGGGCGAAGCAUGGAGAUCACGGUACCCACCACCCUCAACGUGCUCAACGGCUCGGACGCCCGCCUGCCCUGCACCUUCAGCUCCUGCUACACCGUGAACCACAAGCAGUUCUCCUUGAACUGGACGUACCAGGAGUGCAGUAACUGCUCCGAGGAGAUGUUCCUCCAGUUUCGCAUGAAGAUCAUCAACCUGAAGCUGGAGCGGCUCAAGGACCGCGUGGAGUUCUCGGGGAACCCCAGCAAGUACGACGUGUCGGUGACGCUGCGGAGCGUGCAGCUGGAGGACGAGGGCAUCUACAACUGCUACAUCAUGAACCCGCCCGACCGCCACCGCGGCCACGGCCGGAUCCACCUGCAGGUCCUCAUGGAAGAGCCCCCCGAGCGGGACUCCACGGUGGCGGUGAUCGUGGGCGCCUCCGUGGGCGGCUUCCUGGCGGUGGUCAUCUUGGUGCUGAUGGUGGUGAAGUGCGUGAGGAGGAGGAAAGAGCAGAAGCUGAGCACGGACGACCUGAAGACGGAGGAGGACGGCAAGGCGGACGGAGAGGGCAACGCUGACGACGGCACCAAGUAACCCGCGGCCCGGCCGCCGCCCCGCCCUCCGCCCCCGCCCCUGCACAGCGCGCCCCGUCUGCCCUCUCGGUGUGCUUCUCCUGAACCUGGCCCCCAGCGCCGACCUGGGGCCUCCCGGACCCCUCCUUUUGUGCCCCCCACCCCGCACCAAGAGUGACCCCCCUCUCUUUCAUUCGGAACCUGCCAUGGGGCGUGGGACGUGGGCCCUGGGGGAGGGGACGUGGGCUCCCGACUGCCGGUCCGGAGAGGAGGCGGGAGGCCUGCGGGAGGGUCCUGGAGGGGGGAGGCGAGCAGUGACGGAGGGGGAGGCCGGCUGUCCGGCAUGCUGUUCGUGGACUAGUCCAGGGGGCCUCGGGGGCGGCCUGCGGGUGGCAGAGGGGCUGCCCUGUGCUGCCUCGGGAAAGCCCGGGCCGCGCCGCCGCCCUGCCCCCCGGGCCGCCCCAGUCGGUGGGGCUGGGGUGCCGAGGGACCCCGUCACCGGGGUGGAGGCCAUGUUGAAGGCGGGGCCGUGCGUUUCCUGGGCACCGAAGGCGAGCGGGGCUGCGGGCAGGCGAGGAUGAGCCUCUGCCCCGAGACUCUGCUCUUGCCCCCCUGCAUCCAGAGCUGCUGCCGGGGAAGGCUUGGGGGUUUUCUGGCGGCGGCGCACCCCGUGGGGGCUUGGUGGGACCUGUGCGGAGGGUCACUGAGCUGGGCCACGGGCGGGCUGUACCGCCGCCGGCGGAGGCCGUUUCCACCGUGGUUACCCACUAACUGAAGGUCUGAAGGGACAGGGGCUCCAUGGCCAAACGGCGUCCUCUCCAGCAGGCUGACCACCCUCCCUGGGCCCAGGCUGAGCGGCCACGGGGGAGGGGGGGCUCAGGAAGGGGGGGCCACGGGGAGGGGCCGAGGUGGAGAGGGGGCUUCAUUCAGGCCUUCGCUCAAACCUUCCCAGUUAGUUAGCAGGGGUUGGGGGUGGGCUUUCCGAACAGAGCAGGGAAGGGGAUGCACUGAGGGGACCAGGGAGGGGGGUCCGGGAGCCUCUGGGAGCCUCUGGCCACUCCCACGCGUCCUGUCGAGGACCCCUCUGUGGGUCAGGCUUUCAUGAAGAGCCAACUUUCACUGCCGUUAAACUCACAUGAAGAAGGGGUUGGUUACUUAAGCCUCAAGAGAGGGGGAGACAGAAGAUGCCGAUGAGAACACUGCCUCGGAAGGCCCUCAGAGACGGACUAGGCAAGUCACUCAGUACAAGUGGGGAAACUGAGGGAGGUUCAAUCUGACAAGUGACCGAGGUCCCACCAUCUCCUCCUCUGGCCCCUCCGUCUCCAGUUUGAACCAAUAGAGCCAUAGUUUUCCCGGUGGGAAGAGACUGUGGGGGCGGGCGCAUUAGGGGGGUGAGGCCCGUGGGCUUUGCCAGGCAGCUCCAGACUAUGACUGAGGCCGGUGCAGGGGUGGAGGGUGAGGGCUGGAGCUGCGGGCAAGGCCAUGCUGCGGCCCCUCCCCCACCUUCUCCAGGACUUCCCAGCCUUUCCAGGAGCCCAGGGGCGGCCCAGGCUCAGGAAGUCAGUGCCCAGAGCAGGAAUGAGUCUGAGGAAAGGGGGUGAGGGCAGGACUGACAGUUUCGGGGGGGGACCGUUCUUUGCCUCUGCCCGUCAGACAGCCAGUUUGGGGAGAGAACACUGCGGGAGGAGGUUCGGUUUAAUUCACUUCAAUUCAGCAUCCAUUUAUUGAGCGUCUCCCACGUGCCGGGCACUGAGCUGGGGGCCUGGGAGCCACGCACAGCCACCGCCGAGUUGGGGACUACAGGUCAGCGCUGCGGGGACCAAAACUUGGUGGGUUUUGUUUGUUAGUUUUGGUGCAUCUAGUUCCACCUCUGCAGCCACCGCUUGCAGGGCUGCAGUUGGAGAAGAAGGAAGAGAGACCUGAAUCUGGGCCCUGGGAAGGGAAGGAAGGAUGGAAAGGUAACAGGGUGAUAGGCCAGGCAGGGUGGGCACAGCGUGGGGACGGACGGCCUGGGUGGCAGCUCCUGCCUGGGGCGAGUCCAGCUCAGUACCUAACUGCCAAUCAACACACUGCCACUGGGGCGGGGGGGGGGGGGGGGGGGGGGGGGGGGGGGGGGGAGGUACUAGGCCACCAGGACGCCUGGGGCAGGCCGCACAGCCCAUCCUCGGAGCCAGCCAACAAAGCGGGGAGCGGUGGGUGGUGGGUGCCUCAUGCCAGCUGAGGCCAGGUCGCAACACGCUUCUGCAGCUUGCGCAUUGCACUCUCCGGCACCCCCUCAGGUGCUCUCCUCUCCUGGGACCAGUGAAGGUCUGUGCUGAGGAUCAGAAAAGUGGGGCGGCUUUCUUUUGCCAGGGCUCCUAACAUUUAGGGGAAUUUUUGCACGAUUCCCGAGGUUUCUUCUAAGCAGUCCUAACUCCCCAUAAAGAGACCCCAGACCUCCGGGUUCCUUCCUUGCAAUGUCCUGACCUCGUGGGGCCCCGAGCGGCUGGGGGUGGGCCGGCAGCCACCUCUGCCCCAGGGCCUGCCCCCCUGCGCCCUUCCUCCUGCAGCGGCUUCCAGUCUCUUCCCGAGGCCUCCCCAGGCUGCCUCCCCCAGGGCUGUGAGGUCGGGACCUGGCUUCUGCGAGUCGGGGUGGAGAACCGGUCCCAUGCUUCCAGCGCUGCCCUUUCUCUCCCCGGCCUCCUAGUUUCUACCAGCAGCACGCUGGCCUUCUCCCUGCCGAGCCCACCUCUGGCCGUGUGUUUUUCCGUCACCGCGCUCGGCUGGGUCCAGUCUGCCGCCUCACCUGUCCUCUUGUCUUGGAGUCCCCUGUCUGUCUCUUCCUCCUAAUUAAGGGCCACGGUAAAGAGCUGGGCCGGCCAGCCCAUGGGAUUAGCUCACAAGAACAAAGUACAGAUUUUUUCAGGACUGAAAUGCCUUGCGGUGCCUUGAAACUGGCUUUGGAAACAGCUGCCCGCCCUCAGCUGUGGGCCAAUCACCGUGAUUCCCAGCUUAUAAAAAGGGAAAGCUGAGCGGGUCCAUGCUUCUCCCUGCAAGUCCCCUUGGGGAAGGAAGCUAGGCCGGGAAGUAUUUACAAGGUCAGGGUAAGCGGACGGACAGUUGAAAAUACUGGCCGAGUCCCAAAAGACAGUCCCAGGCCGUUGGAAGGCGGGGGCAGUUAGACGGAGGGGGGGCCCGGAGUUUCCCUCGCUGCUUGUCUUAAGGGUGGACAGCUUGUGUCUCUCGCUGACGUCUUCCUUUAUUGAAGCUUGCUGAUGCAUUUGUACAUAGUCUAUAUAUAGGUAUAGAUAUAUUAUAUAUACAAAUAUAAAACGCCCACUGCGUCCACCCCAACAGUUAUACUGGGUGUGGGGGGAGGGAAACAAUCAUUUCUCAAUGUUUUGAGUUGAUUCACCAAAGGCAAACUACAGAAUGUUCUUACUGCUUUUUGUGCACUUGGAGGAGAAAGCCUGACUACUUAAGCACUUUCUAGGUAAUGCACGACAGGGUGACUGGAGGGGCGGCGGGAGGAAGAUGCCCGGCCCUGGGGGCCCAGCUGCUGCCUUUCUCCUGCAGUCUGUCCCUUGCUCAGAUCUAUUGGCUACAAUAAACAGAUCAUCUCCCCCGGA